Molecule: messenger RNA, 1056 nt
Organism: Blastomyces dermatitidis ER-3
Lineage: Eukaryota; Fungi; Ascomycota; Eurotiomycetes; Onygenales; Ajellomycetaceae
Exons: 3
Coding region: 1-1056 (351 amino acids)
Source: RefSeq, a predicted model, not a curated record
AUGACCUCUUAUUUCCCGACAGCUCGUGUGCUACAAAAACAUUUUAGAAAGCGGCGUGCGAGAUCUCCUCCAUCAUCAACUGCAGAUACCAAGGACACUACAAAGACCACGAGCACCACAGCCUAUAAUUGUAACUUCCAGCAGAAUCUAAUCGAUCAUGGCGUUUACCCUGAUGGACCCUCUCUCUCAUCAUCAAAGUUCUCUGAUGGGCAUUUCCGGAAAUUCAAAAGAGCGGAUACACAUGCGUCUAAAGAACAACCAGUCACAACAUCAGUGAUUCCUAUCAUUGAAGGCAAUGUCAGUGAUCUUAAAUGCACUGCAGGAGGAUACCUGUUUGGAAAUCUUGCUCCCUUAACUGAUGGCACACUGGCUCAGGCCAAACCAGAUCACUUCUAUGAUGCACGUCCUGAGCAGCUCGAUUGUCAAAUCUGCAAAGAGCUUAGCAACCAUAUCAUAUCAUCAACACAGUGUUAUCUUCUGAUGCUAGCAAACUUCUUUUUGGAAGCAAAAGGUCCCGAUGGAUCCUUGGCUGUGGCUACAUGGCAGGCUUCCUACGACAAUAACACUUACACUCUUGCGUCAACUUAUCAUGGCGGCACACUAAAAUUAUACACCACUCAUCUCACUGAGCCUGAAGGCCCAAACCAUUGUCCUGAAUAUUUUACAACCCAGUUCAAGGGCUGGUCAAUGACCAGCGACCCACAAACCUUUCGGGAAGGAGCAUGCGCAUAUCGAAAUGCUCGAGAUUGGGCAAAGGAAAAGAGGGAUGGAUUUAUCAAGUUGGCAAAUGAACAACGCCUGGAUGCCCAGUCUCAACAGCAUUGGGUGUCUCAGCAAGGGACGGCUUCGGAUGAAGCUGUCACCUUAGACGAUUCUGAUGUAUCAACGGUGUCUGAUGAAGUUGCCUAUCAGAAUGUGCAAUGGAGUUUUGCAACCCCAGUUGAAGAUGCGGAUGAAAUAUCUUCAAUUCUUAGCAGAAUGCCCAAAAAGCCCAGGCUGAAUGCUAGUGUUCCUUUUGAUGGUACAGCAGAUAAGAUUACAAGUUAUCCAAACUGA